AUGCUAUAUAUGGAUGUAGAAAAAGAUAAAAUAAUGGUAAAUGAAGAGUUCGAAAAAAGUAAAGGAGAACCCAUGAAUCCCGAUGCUAACGCCAAUUUUUCAAUCGAAUUUGAAGAAUUUAAAAGAAAUGAUCAAACGAAGAGAGGCUUUUUGUUAAGGGAUGAUUUGAAAACGACUUUAUAUAUUCCCAAAUUUAAUGAUGUGACUAUCAAGUGUCAAGAUGGGAUAAUACUUUACACGUCGAAAGCAAUUUUAGCAAGCCGUAGUAAAUAUUUUUAUUUUAUAAUUGAUAAAGGAUAUUAUGAUAAACGUAAUAAUCAAAUAGAAUUUGAAGACAUUGAAUCUAAAGAAAUGAAGAGUGUUUUAGAAUAUUUGUACACGACUAGCAUCGGUGAUGAUGAUGAUAAUUUGAUAUUGGAUGAAACUAAUUUUGAGAAUAAAUCAUUUUUAAAUGACUCAAGAUUUACAAAUUUAAUUUCCAAAGAAGAAAAAAUUAAGGAUCAACUUAAAAUUUUAUUAUCAUCAGUUUACUUGGAAUUGGUCAAGUUGGAUGAUCUAAUCAAAUAUAUUGAGGGUUUAAAUAUUUUCACAGCAGAGCAAUUAUCUGAAGCCUAUAAACAAUUUGCAACCAACAAAAAUAUCGAUGUGGAGAUUCGCGGUACUCCAUAUUUCAGAUGGAAAUCGCCUAAUCGCAAAGUUUUCAAAAUUCCAGAAUCUUACGAUGGUUUAUAUGCUGAAAACACUGUUGGAUUUUUUCCAAGUUGCCUCUCGACUGAUAUUCCACUCUCAGGAAAAAGGUCCUUUGAAUGGAAAAUUAAAAUUGAGAAAUGCGCAGUACAUAAUAUUGUGAUUGGAAUUUGUGAUCAAAUAUGUAAUAAAUGUUGUAUUGAUAAUAAUCAUGACAAGUUGGGGAAUAGUUGGGGAUUAUGUACCGAUGUAAUUAAUGUUUAUGAUGAAGCGAUGAAUUGGAAGACGAUGAUUGCGUCAACUGCUAAUUGUACGACACCACAAAGAACAAACUGGAAAGGAGCAAAAGUGUAG
Entrophospora sp. SA101 is the source of this 1041-nucleotide messenger RNA. NCBI's taxonomy places the organism in Eukaryota, Fungi, Glomeromycota, Glomeromycetes, Entrophosporales, Entrophosporaceae. The record is from the annotation of a GenBank genome assembly.